Molecule: messenger RNA, 1362 nt
Organism: Olea europaea var. sylvestris
Lineage: Eukaryota; Viridiplantae; Streptophyta; Magnoliopsida; Lamiales; Oleaceae
Exons: 4
Coding region: 1-1362 (453 amino acids)
Source: RefSeq, a predicted model, not a curated record
AUGUCAAACAUUCAUCAGAAUUCAAAUUCAACUGAUCCUACCCAUCCUUGCAGUCCCUACUAUAUUGGGGGAAAUGACAAUUCAGGGGCAAUAUUAGUCACUCAUGUGCUUGACAACACCAACUAUUAUGCUUGGGCAAGGUCCAUCAAAAGGGCACUUCGAAUUAAAAAUAAACUGGGCUUCAUUGAUGGAAGCCUUUGUGAGCCAGCAGAUUCCAAUAGUUUUCUGAUGGAACACUGGCUACGCUGCAGUGAUAUAGUAAUUGCUUGGCUACAAAACACUGUGUCCGUUGAUAUUAAGUCCCAUACACUUUAUGCUGACACCGCUUGCCAACUCUGGCUGGACCUGGAGCACCAGUUAGGACAGCAAAAUGCCCCAAGGAUUUACGAAGUAAAACAGUCCAUUGCUACACUAAUGCAAAAUGAAGACAUUGUAAGUGUGUAUUUCUCAAAAUAUAAGACACUUCUUGAUGAAUUGAUGAACUGUGAGUCCAUUCCCAACUGCACUUGUGGAGGUUUUAAAUCUGUCAUUGAGAACCAACAAAGAGACUGGUCUUUUCCCACUUUGAACGAGGUCUACUCUAUAGUCCAGCAAGAGGAGAAAAGAAGACAAAUAUCAAGUGAUACUUCUGUACCUGACUCUAUGGUUUUUGCAACCAGAGGAAACUGCCAUAAUUCAACAAGGCCGAAUGUGAUGGGACAGAGAAAAUACUACUGCGCCUUUUGUAAGGUGCCUGGACAUUCACUAGAAAGAUGCACCAAGGCCAAUCCUAACAAAUCCACUUAUAGCCACUGCCACAUGACAGGACACUCUGUGGACAAAUGUUAUAAAGUUCAUGGAUACCCCCCCUGGACACAGGGGCAAGGAGAUGCCAACAAGCACAACCAAGUGACAUUCACUCAGGAGCAGCAUGCACAACUUCUGGCUUUACUGCAAAAUAGCAAAUGCCUUCCUAGCACAACACCUGCAGACACACAUGCUUCCAAACUCCCUGGUAUCUCUUCUUGUUUAUCAGCCUAUGACAUCAAACCUAGUAUUGGUAAAAACCCUAACAUACCAUGGAUAAUUGACAUAGGAGCAACAGAUCACAUGGUCUGUUGCACUGCAUUUUUCAGCAACAUUCAAGCCAAAGUAUCUUUUUCCGUCUCCCUUCCAAAUGGUGAUCUAGUUAAUGUCACACACAUUGGAAUUGUAAAGCAAUCUCAAGUUUCUCCUUCAGCUUUAACGGAAACCCUUACUCUUAUCCCAAAUAGAACUUCUAUGUCAGCAUCUAUUCUCAGCAAUAACAAGGAUUUUGAUCUCUGGCAUUAUAGGCUGGGACAUCCAUCUCAAUCUAGAUUAGAUUUGUUAAAUAUCAAAUAA